Messenger RNA from Mytilinidion resinicola, 1098 nucleotides. RefSeq lists its product as uncharacterized. NCBI's taxonomy places the organism in Eukaryota, Fungi, Ascomycota, Dothideomycetes, Mytilinidiales, Mytilinidiaceae. The record is from RefSeq and is a predicted model, not a curated record. Gene Ontology annotation, molecular function: zinc ion binding; nucleic acid binding. The coding region runs from base 40 to 1098 and encodes 352 amino acids. The transcript has 2 exons.
CGGCCCUUGUGGCCAACCGCCGCGAAUCCCGGAGCUCCGAUGGCAGCCAGACGCGUACCCACAACACCACCUCCGAUUCAGCCAGCACCAGCAAAAGGCCGCACAAGAAAACCAAGCGCAAAGGUCCUUGAAGCCCAGCAGUCAUUGAGAACACGAACAAUUGCGUCUAGAUCAACACAGAAUGAGCCAUCCGCAAGCGCUACCGUUUCUCCUGAACGUCCAAACAAGGAACCCAGCCACCAACUGGUGAUUGACGUUAGUCGGGUCGAGGGCGAAGCGGCAGAGAAGAUAUUGACCACCGAGGUCGCGAAGCAAACCAUCUUACAUGGCAUAAGGGAUAUCGAUAGGCUCUCCGGAGCCACGGUUAAGGACUUCCGCAUGUGGCACACAGACAACAAAACAACGGUUAUUAAAUUCUCAGUGGAGAAGGACAAGGAAGCCGCAUUUAGGCAGACAGCCACGCAGUUGCUGGAAUCACGCAUCCCCGGGGCGAGGCUUAUCGGCCCAAAAUGGCAUGCUGUUAAAGCGGACUGGAUCGAAGUAUCGCUGGCGAUGGACAUAGACAGUGGCAAAGUGAGCAAGUCAACCAUGGAGCGCUUCGGUGAAGAGAACGGAGUAGAAGUGUGCACGAUGAGAUGGCUCGGGAGGCCUAGGCCAAGCGGGCAGCAUGCGUCUGUGGUUAUUAAGGUGGCGACAAAGGAGGAUGCGGAGAAGCUACUAGGCUCGGACAUUGUUUUGUUUGGAGGAGGCGCGGUUAUCAUGUCAGCAUUUAAAGAGCGACGUACCCCGGUGGCAUGUUUUAAAUGUAGGAGGUACGGACACAGAGCUAGAGACUGCAAGCGGCCCGACACAUGCGAUAUGUGUGGCCAGGAGGGUCACCUUCAAUGCGAGAUAGUAAACCUGCGCUGCAUAAACUGUCAAGGCCUCACUGAGCCUCGCAACGGGAGUGCCCAGCGUACAGAAAAGAGAGGGACAGGAUUCUUGCGAUUCAGCAGCACGGGUAACCGAGUAUCCGUCGUCGAACCUUCGAUUUUAUCUCGCCUUAAUUCGCAAUCGCCGCCGCCCUCUCAACCUACUUAUCAGCAUUGGGCCGUUUAA